GCUGGCCAGCAUGGCGGCUUCUCAGUCGCAAGCGCUUGCGAAGCGCAGCUCAGACACGGCGCUCAUGCCGCCGCCGCCUGCUCCGAAACGACAAAAGCGGCCAGCGAAAGUCCUGGACGAGGAUGUCUACUCCGAUGCCCUCUCGCACAUCAUCGCGCGCGACUUCUUCCCUGGACUGUUGGAGACGGAAGCUCAGAAAGAUUACUUGGAAGCUCUGGACAGCAACAACAAGGACUGGAUUCGAGAGUCAGGGAGGAAGUUGUCCCAGGUCAUGACGCCAGUGCCUGACGGGCAGCGAAGGUCUGGAAGAGGAACAAGUUUUACGCCUAGAAGGGCUGCCACGAUUGGGGAUACGCCACGAAGCUAUGUCGGCGGCACACCCGGUCAAACCCCAAUCAACGAUGAUUUCGCUCCAGAGGUUACAGCUCAAGAGGUCGACGUCAACCUGUCCUUGGGAGCAUUUCAGGCAAAGUAUACCUCCGAAGACAACGAGAGCUUCAACGAACUGCUCGACAAGCAAAACCAGAAACGCGCGGCGAAGUACACAUUCUUCCACAACGGGAACAAGAUACCAUCAGCGAGGCAAAUUGCGUAUCGCGAGCGCGAGCAGAAGCUGGUGGGCAACGGUGGCUCGUCUUCGGAUGCACUGGUCGCUGUUCAAGGGCCGAGUGAUCUCGACGCCCGACCAGCGUCAGUGGACAGCUUUCCCAACCGGCAGGGACCUCGCAACCAGUUCAUGUUCGGUCCGGACAGUGUCGAAGACCGCCUCAUCACUAGAGCACAGCUGGCGGAGGAAGCAUCGAACGCGCCUCCCAAAGCAGUGAAAUAUGCAGCUACUCGGUUCCCGGCUGCUAUCGAUACAGAGCACAUCGUCCCUGCAAGUCCAUCCAUGAGUGCAAUUGACGCGGCCAUAGCUGGUCGGCCCAUGCCUGCGGACUCUGAAUCCGGAUAUGGUGGCGCGGAAACACCCCGAGUGAAUGGAUACGCCUUCGUGGACGCAGAGCCUACUCCAAGCGAGCUAGGCAUCCCAGUUUCCGAUGAAGAGGCCGAUGCCGCCGAGCGUGAAGCUGUCAGCAAGCUCCUGCCAGCGGUCGACGAAAGUCCAAAUCCAUUCAACAUUGCAACUCGUAGCAAACGCGAAGACCUGCAUCUCAGACUGGUCGAGAAAGCGGACUCAGGACGUAGAACGGGUGGCAGAAUGGAGCAGCUUCGGAAUCUGGGUAUCACGCCGGGACGAACACCGACUCCGAAGUUCGCGAGCGCGAGCGGUCGCAAAGGCACAGCCAUGACGCCUGCUGCGCAAAGUCUUGCUAACCGGAUAGGCACGCCGCGUCGUCAAGGUGGAAUCUUUGAUGACGGACGGAAGGAGCAAGCCGGAUGGACACCGACACCCAAAGUGAAGCGGCCAAGCUGAGAGACAAACGAUACCCACGAACUGAUGAUUGAUAAUGCGAUAUACCUCGCUUUGGACCCCAAGGGUGACGGGUCGCAGAUAAAGCUGAAGCGAUUUGGUGGAUGCAAUGCAGCCUGAACCUUUGCUAUUGGAUAUGAGCAGCUUGGGAGCGUCACACUUCAGGCAAGUACC
Zymoseptoria tritici IPO323 is the source of this 1585-nucleotide messenger RNA. RefSeq lists its product as uncharacterized. The record is from RefSeq and is a predicted model, not a curated record. Gene Ontology annotation, cellular component: catalytic step 2 spliceosome. The coding region runs from base 11 to 1414 and encodes 467 amino acids. The transcript has 2 exons. NCBI's taxonomy places the organism in Eukaryota, Fungi, Ascomycota, Dothideomycetes, Mycosphaerellales, Mycosphaerellaceae.